Molecule: messenger RNA, 1477 nt
Organism: Mesocricetus auratus (golden hamster)
Lineage: Eukaryota; Metazoa; Chordata; Mammalia; Rodentia; Cricetidae
Gene: Psmd14
Product: proteasome 26S subunit, non-ATPase 14
Exons: 12
Coding region: 247-1179 (310 amino acids)
Biological process (GO): proteasome-mediated ubiquitin-dependent protein catabolic process; protein deubiquitination
Cellular component (GO): proteasome regulatory particle, lid subcomplex
Molecular function (GO): protein binding; proteasome binding; metallopeptidase activity
Source: RefSeq, a predicted model, not a curated record
CCGGAAGUACUUCUCGGCCGAGGCCUGGGCGACUCUUUUGAAUGGAAUCGGGCUGAUUCAUCGCCGGUUCUCGGAUCCAGGUCCUUGUUGAGUGUGAGGUGCUGCUCCCGCCGCCAGGUUGCUACAAGGCCAGGAGAGAAAGAAAAAACUACUUGUGAAAAAUUAUACCUUCCAGAAUUAGCAAGAAUUGGAGUUAAUAAGAAAUUUGUCAAAUUCAAUAAAUUGAAGCCUAACACAAACAGAAAUAUGGACAGACUUCUUAGACUUGGAGGAGGUAUGCCUGGACUGGGCCAGGGUCCACCCACAGAUGCUCCUGCCGUGGACACAGCAGAACAAGUCUAUAUCUCUUCCUUGGCAUUGCUAAAGAUGUUAAAACAUGGCCGUGCCGGAGUUCCUAUGGAAGUUAUGGGUCUAAUGCUUGGCGAAUUUGUUGAUGAUUACACCGUCAGAGUGAUUGAUGUGUUUGCUAUGCCACAGUCAGGAACUGGUGUCAGUGUAGAAGCAGUUGAUCCAGUGUUCCAAGCCAAAAUGUUGGACAUGCUGAAACAAACAGGAAGGCCUGAGAUGGUUGUUGGUUGGUAUCACAGUCACCCUGGCUUUGGCUGUUGGCUUUCUGGUGUGGAUAUCAACACUCAGCAGAGCUUUGAAGCCUUGUCGGAGAGAGCUGUGGCAGUGGUUGUGGAUCCCAUUCAGAGUGUAAAAGGAAAGGUUGUUAUUGAUGCCUUCAGAUUGAUCAAUGCUAAUAUGAUGGUCUUAGGACAUGAACCAAGACAAACAACUUCAAAUCUGGGUCACUUAAACAAGCCAUCUAUCCAGGCAUUAAUUCAUGGAUUAAACAGACAUUAUUACUCCAUCACUAUUAAUUAUCGAAAAAAUGAACUGGAACAGAAGAUGCUAUUAAAUUUGCAUAAGAAGAGUUGGAUGGAAGGCUUGACACUUCAAGACUACAGUGAACAUUGUAAACACAAUGAAUCAGUGGUAAAAGAGAUGCUGGAAUUAGCCAAGAGUUAUAAUAAGGCUGUAGAAGAAGAAGAUAAGAUGACACCUGAACAGCUGGCAAUAAAGAAUGUUGGCAAGCAGGAUCCCAAACGUCAUUUGGAAGAACAUGUGGAUGUGCUUAUGACUUCAAAUAUUGUCCAGUGUUUGGCAGCAAUGCUGGACACUGUUGUGUUUAAAUAAACAAUGUAGAGCGCUGUCAGUGACACUCUCGUGUAUUUCCCUUCAUUGUUCCUUCCUGUUGCUUACAGUCCAGGGAGCUCUGCAGCUGAUGUGGUGGCACGAAAGUCACCUGUGCCACCCUCCAUCUCACUUGUGCAGCGGCUUCUGCUUAUUUGUCAGGUUUUGCAGAUUCCAAAGUUGUUCAAGAAUACAUCAAAGUGGACAAAUUUUGUUAAGAUCCCAUUUACUAUUUGAAAAAAAUCAGUAGCACAAAUAUAUUUUGAUUGUUGCUUACAAAAUAAAAUCCAUUUACAAUCCA